Messenger RNA from Strigops habroptila (Kakapo), 1342 nucleotides. RefSeq names its product PIH1 domain containing 2 (gene PIH1D2). The transcript is spliced from 5 exons. The record is from RefSeq and is a predicted model, not a curated record. Gene Ontology annotation, biological process: rRNA processing; box C/D snoRNP assembly. Lineage: Eukaryota; Metazoa; Chordata; Aves; Psittaciformes; Psittacidae. Bases 19 to 966 code for a protein of 315 amino acids. Gene Ontology annotation, cellular component: ribonucleoprotein complex; R2TP complex; cytoplasm.
AGGCGACCGGAGGCAGCCAUGGCGGGCGCGGCGCUAACGCGGGCCGCGCAACUCUGGUCGCUGCUGGACGAGAUGGCGGAGAACGAGCCGCAGGCCUACCGCCGGCUCCUGCAGCAGCAGCGCGCCGAGGCCGAGCGGUUCUGCGCUGCCCCAGAGCCUCACCUGUGCCUGCGGGCGCGUCCCGCGGGUGGCGUCGGGAGGCCGCUGUUCAUCAAUGUCUGCAGCUGGAGAAGGGUCCCGGCGCCCAAGGGCCCCGCUGGCCCCACACCGGUCAGUGCGGGGCCGUUAGAGGUGUCUGGCGAAGGAGACCUUUACAGCAUUAUAGAUAUUGCGUAUAACCCAGAUGUUCUUCAGAGGGGACAAGAAAACCCAGAAAAAAUGGAGCACUUGAUCCAUUUGACACUUAAAUUUGUUGAGGAACGAUGCAACCUUACUCUGUCUCAUUUGUACACCAUUGAGUCAUUCAAAUUGAAGGGAAGCCUGGAAAUGAUGCAGCAACGUCUGAGAGGAAGGCAGAGGCCAAGUCCACAUCUCGGUCAGAACACAAAGAAGGAACUAACACUCGAUGAGCUGCUACACACGAUGGGAGCUGAGGACUGCAGCAAUGCUUCGGUGCUGCUGAAGGAAGAAAGUGUGACACAGUCUAAAGGGCAUCUGAUAGAGGAAAUUGCUAGUACUGAAAUGCCAGAGAAGCUAAGUACCCCUGUCUAUGAAAUGAUCACUGUAAAGGAUGCAAACAAGAAACCACUCAAAAUUGAACUCAGAAUUGAAUUGCCUAAGGUUAGCUCUGUUUCUGAGUGCGAGCUGAGAAUUUCAAAGGAUGACAUAAUCAUUGAAGUCCCUGAAAAAUACAAAUUACAACUAGAUCUGCCAGAAUUGGUGGAUGAAGAAACAACUACAGCGGUAUUUAACAAAGGAAAACGGGUAUUGUUUAUCACAGUGCUGGUUGCCAAGCCAGAUCCUUAAAGACUGCAUUCUUCUGUCCAGUUCAUGUUCACAGAUGACAGAACAAGGAAAAAGCUCAGAAUGAGAAUCCUAACUUUCAGAUGGUGAUGAGUUGGGUUUCUUUAAAUUGACCUUCUAAUUUUCAGGGGUGAAUACCUCAAAUGCAUGUAGAAAAGGACAUGGAGAAAUAUUAACACCACAAAAGUCAGGACAAAAAUAAGUUAAAAAGAAUUGCAAAUAUUCAAGAAGUAACUUGAAUAUGUUAACAGCUGUAGUAAAGGACCAUAAAUGCAUACAGGCUUUACUACAUCAUUCAUUUUGCCUUAAGGUACAGCAGCAACAGUUGUGAAGUGUUUUUGCUAAAUAAACUGAUUACUGGAUAAACAUGGUUAUUGCA